AUGCAAGUGCAAGUGACAAACGAUACAAUGCAUGAUAUCGUACUACCUGGACGGACUGUUUUGGGAAGCCUUGAACUUAUUCGUUCUGUUACACCAAUCGAGGUGAAAUUAAAGGAAAAUGUAGAUGAUGAGGGGGAGGAGGGGGAGGAGGGACUUUCGCUGCCUCCAAACGAAAUGGACGAACUUGUACAGUUAAGCUUACGACCAGAGUCGGCAAACGACGCGACAGUGGACCCAAAUACAAAUGACGAGAUUAACCAGAGUAGGGAAGUACAUGGUAAUGAAAAUGACGCGAACAGGCUGAACAUUCAAGUAGAAGAAACGAUGGAAACGCCGGGUGAUAUCGAAGAAACACCGCCGCAACCGGUUCGUCCACAAAGGCAAAGACAGCCACCGUUACGUUUUGGGUACAAUGCACCUGGUUGUCCUACGGGAGAAUUUCCUUUCAUUUGGCAAGAACCUAACGUGCGAUUAGUUCAAAUACAAGAUCCGUGGUUUGACCCACCUUAG
Molecule: messenger RNA, 510 nt
Organism: Paramuricea clavata
Lineage: Eukaryota; Metazoa; Cnidaria; Anthozoa; Malacalcyonacea; Plexauridae
Source: the annotation of a GenBank genome assembly